Molecule: messenger RNA, 2789 nt
Organism: Esox lucius (northern pike)
Lineage: Eukaryota; Metazoa; Chordata; Actinopteri; Esociformes; Esocidae
Gene: ccdc93
Product: coiled-coil domain containing 93
Exons: 22
Coding region: 196-2103 (635 amino acids)
Biological process (GO): Golgi to plasma membrane transport
Source: RefSeq, a predicted model, not a curated record
UGUUUGUCAUGUGACUGUGUGCUGUACGGUAGACCUGUGCAUAAUAAUACUUAGGUGGUCAUGUUUCCGCUUUUAUAGUAGUAGUCGUUGUUCUUACAGGCGAUAAACUUAGGGAUACUUAAGGACUGCUUGAUUGUGGCGAGUUGACUUUCUAGCUUUUCUACCCUUCUGACAGUACCAACAUAUCAGUCAAAAAUGGCGGCCACAUCUGUUUUCCAGAGAGUGAGAACAGGUUCCAAAAUAGGAGCUCAAUACGACCAAGAGGGAAAUCUUAUUCAGGUGGAGACGCGGGAGGACGAGGAGCAGAGUGUUAAGUUGGCAGAAAUCCUGGAACUUCUGCUUGCUGCCGGAUACUUCAGAGCUCGAAUUAAAGGGCUGGGACCCUUUGAUAAGGUUGUUGGAGGGAUGACAUGGUGCAUCACAACAUGCAACUUUGACAUUGACGUGGAUCUGCUUUUCCAGGAAAAUUCUACUAUUGGACAGAAAAUAGCUCUGACAGAGAAGAUAGUGUCUGUCCUGCCCAAAAUGAAAUGUCCCCAUCGCCUGGAGCCCCAUCAGAUCCAGGGGCUGGAUUUCAUCCAUAUAUUUCCAGUGAUACAGUGGCUGGUGAAGAGAGCCAUUGAAACGAGGGAAGAGAUGGGCGAUUAUGUGAGAGCCUACUCCAUCUCUCAGUUCCAGAAGACACACAACUACCCUGAGGAUGAAGACUUUCUUCAGAGAAAGGAGAAGGCUGUGAGAGCAGUCUUGGAUGUAUCAGAAGUGUAUAAACCGCAGAGAAAGUACAAGAGACAGGUUGAAGCAGGUGAACUGCUGGACGAAGAGUCCAGGGUUCAUUCCACUCUGCUGGAGUACGGAAGACGCUAUGGAUUCAGCAAGCAGACAAAACAGGACAAGGCCGAGGAGCGGAAAGCAUCCCUGGUUCCGGGCUCUCAGGCCACACCCCCAGGCUUGACAGAGGUGUUGCAGGAGGAGGAGGACCUGCAGGCAGCAGAGGAGUUACGCAUCAAAACUCUUAUGACCAGCAUGGCUGCCAUGGCGACUGAGGAGGGCAGGCUAACGGCUAGUACUGUGGGCCAAAUAGUUGGGCUACAGUCUGAGGAGAUUAAACAGAUCGCGUCUGAAUAUGCCGACAAGCAGUCGGAACUGUCUGCUGAGGAUCGUCCGGAGCGAUAUGGCCCAGUACAGCAGCACCGGAGAAUGGUAGCCUCCCUGACCAAACAGAUCCAACAGAAGAACAAGCAGUUAGAGGAGCUACAAGCCAGGUACUUUGAGGUGAAAUCGGCAUGUGAAGAAGCAAAGAGCAAAGUGAUGGAGGCCACAGAGCAGACAGAGACACUAGACAAAGAGUUGAGUGUCCUGGAUGAGGCUGAGAGCCAGGCAGAUACUAGUCUGUUGGAGAAGUUGAGGGUGCUGGUUGCUAUGAAUGAGAACCUGAAGAGCCAGGAGCAGGAGUUCCGCACGCAUUGUAGAGAGGAGAUGGUUCGUCUGCAGCAGAACAUAGAGGAUCUGAAGAUUGAGUCAGGAGAUGAUGGAGAGGACGAGAAGGAGAGGAGUCAGUUAAUAGACAAGCAGUAUGACACAGACAGAGAGAAGCUACAGAAGAUCAGACUACUGAUGGCUCGGAGGAACCGUGAGAUCGCUGUCCUACAGAGGAAGAUUGAUGAAGUGCCGAGCAGGGCAGAACUGACACAAUAUCAGAAGAGGUUCAUUGAGCUCUAUGGUCAAGUUUCGGCAACACAUAAAGAGACCAAGCAGUUCUUCACUUUGUAUAACACAUUAGAUGACAAGAAGGUUUAUCUGGAAAAGGAAGUGAACUUGUUAAAUUCCAUCCAUGACAAUUUCCAACAGGCAAUGGCGUCUUCGGGGGCCAAGGAGCAGUUUCUGAGACAGAUGGAGCAGAUAGUGGAGGGAAUCAAACAAAGCCGCAUUAAGAUGGAGAAGAAAAAACAGGAGAACAAGAUGAGGAGAGACCAGCUGAAUGAUGAGUACCUGGAGUUACUGGACAAACAGAGGCUCUAUUUUAAAACGGUCAAGGACUUCAAAGAGGAGUGUCGGAAGAAUGAAAUGCUGCUAUCCAAGCUGAGAACCAAGGGUGCUUCUUAAUUCAAAGCCGUGCCAUAAAAAACAACAAUGAAAAAGUGUGUCUGGCUUUCAGCAUUUUCUGUCAUCUAUGUUGUAUUGCCUUAUUGUGCUUACUGUAUUUUCCUUUUACAUUCCAUGUUGAUUUGCUGAACGCGGUGGUAGUGAUGCUAUUAGUAUCAGGGCAGGGGGCAUUCUUGAGGAAUGUCAACUGCACUGUGACAUGACGAAUGUUCUCUUGACAUAUUUGCCAAUUACCUGGCCCCUAUGGCAUUAACAUUACUAUGUACUUAAUCUGGUAGAUUGCUAGGUAUUCCAUUGAAUUUUACUGUUGUAUUCAGUAGCUUCUUCAGAUAUAAUUUCAGAUAUUUGAGUUUCUACCAAUGAGGCAUACUUGACACUCAACUAUAGCAUUUCAAUGUAAUUAAUGCUGCACUUUAAUUUUGUGUACUUUUAAUUACACAUUUUUGCUGCCAUUUGUUCACCUGAAGUUAAAGGUUUCACCCGUGUCUUAUGCCGCUUUCAUGUAAAAGGUGGUUUCAGGAAACUCUGAUUUCGUAAAUUCAAGCCUUGAUAACUACAACCAUUAACAAGUAGGAUAUUUCAGAAUCUUCUAUUUCCGACAAGCACGUGAACAGCAUUUUUUCUAUGUUGUCUAUCCACAACUUUACUGUAAUUUUAGCGCUUAAUAAAAUACACUAAGUCUGAAA